Papaver somniferum (opium poppy) is the source of this 630-nucleotide messenger RNA. RefSeq lists its product as uncharacterized. The coding region runs from base 47 to 463 and encodes 138 amino acids. The transcript has 2 exons. NCBI's taxonomy places the organism in Eukaryota, Viridiplantae, Streptophyta, Magnoliopsida, Ranunculales, Papaveraceae. The record is from RefSeq and is a predicted model, not a curated record.
CAGGGAUGCUGAACAAGAGGUCCAACAUCUUCGUUAUGCCGUGGAUAUGGCUAAGAAAGAGGCCUUAUCAUUUCUCCAGGAUAAGAAGAAAUUAGAAGAGGCUCGUAAGCGAAGUGCAGAGUUGGAGAAACAACUGGAGGAAGAGAGGGCUGCUAGGCAAAGUCUUGAUGAGGAACUUAAUGAGUUGGUGAAUCAACAUGAGGAGGAGUUAGAGGUUGAAUGUGCUGAUAAGAACAAGAAGUUGAGCAAUCUUCAUGUGGAAUUCAAGGUCAUGAUGACAAAUGCGUGUAAAGCCGCUGUUUUUCGUGAGCGUCAAAGGGUUGCGUCAGCCAAUACUUUUGCCAGUGUUGCAGUCCAUCCCCUUCUUGUCCAUUCCGAGACCGAGAAAGUCGUUCCCAACGUUGCUGGAGGCGAGGAUCGGAUGGACACUGAUCAAAGCGCUCCUGGUGAUGGACAGACUUGAGCUUGCAUGCCCUCUUGUACAUGUAGGUGUUGCCUUUUAAGGACUUUGAAUUUACUUUUUUUUUACCUAUGGGUUUCGUCCGAGGGUGUAGUAGUAACGUUAUUUGGUAGGUUCUCGUGCUCCUUGCGAGAAGAAAAUACUCUUUUAUCUUUGGAAAGUCAUCAACC